CUCCUAACGGUCUUCACGCACAGGCUCAUUUAUUGCAACGGUCAAAAAAGAAAAAAAAAGGCAAAGUGUGGAGUAAAAGGACUGCACAUCCCAGCAGGCAGGAGGGGUUAACAAACUGCCUGCAGGAAAUUUCUCACAUCCUGAGUCCCUGUGCUGUAACUGUAUAUCAUGGCUCUUUCCCUCUCAGGCAGCUGAUGAAAGCUCUCUCUCUCAGUCAGGAGAAGAUGUCAGAGAGUCUCGGAGCAGAGCAACGGGGUUGGCUGCCAUUGCUCCUACUUAUCCUGCUGCUUUGCCUCAGCUGGGGGUUUAUUCCUGCCCAAGCUCAAGGAGAGAAUGUGGAAGGUAAAUUGGAAUCGUCAAGGCAACAAACGGAAAAGGAAAAGCAUGAACAUUAUGAGAUAAUAGUGCCUUAUCUGCUGAGGGGAGAACAGUGGAAAGCAAUAGGUAGCGUUUCUACAAAGAGUCAUCCACCAGCAAUGAAAGUGCUACUAAAAGCUAAAGAUAUACGACUACUUAUCAACUUGGAAAGAAAUAAGGGUCUUUUUGCUGGAAACUUUAGCGCAACACAUUAUACGGAAGAUGGAGCUUUUGUGUCUACUGCACUUAACUACACGGAUCACUGUUACUACCAUGGAAAGGUAGACGGCUACUCUGAGUCAUCCGUCAGUGUCAGCUCUUGCUCAGGCCUCAGGGGAUUAAUUACACUUGAAAACAGAGCAUAUGUGUUGGAGCCACAGGCUAAUUCUACAACCAGUCACCUCUUCUACCAAGCAGAACAUCUAAAACUGAUUUCAGGUUCCUGCAGCCAACAUUUUAACCUCUCAGGCGUUUCUCUGAGUGACAAUUUCCAGCAUUCUCAAGAUACUUUCAGAAGGCACAAAAGGGAUACUGUGAAGACAACCAAGUAUGUAGAACUUGUCAUUGUAGCGGAUAAUCGCGAGUAUCAGAGACAAGGAAAGGACGUGGACAAAGUCAAACACAGGCUGAUAGAAAUGGCAAAUUAUGUGGAUAAGUUUUUCAGGCCACUGAAUAUUCGAGUGGCUCUGGUCGGAGUGGAGAUAUGGAGCGAUUCAGACAAAUGUUCUAUAACCCAAGAUCCCUUCACCAGCCUCCAAGAGUUUCUGGACUGGAGAAAACUGAAGUUAUUACCUCAGAAGCCCCAUGACAACGCACAGCUUGUCAGUGGGGUGUAUUUCCAAGGCACGACCAUCGGCAUGGCUCCCAUUAUGAGCAUGUGCACCGCAGAUAAGUCUGGUGGAGUUGUUAUGGACCAUUCUGGAAAUCCUCUUGGGGCUGCCGUGACGCUUGCGCAUGAACUUGGGCACAACUUUGGCAUGAAUCAUGACACAUUGGAAAGAGGGUGUAAUUGCCGAGGGUCGGCUGAUAAUGCGGGCUGCAUCAUGACUCCAUCUACUGCAUACCCAUUCCCCACAGUGUUUAGCAGCUGCAGCAAGAAGGAUUUGGACAGCAGCCUGGAAAAGGGAGUGGGCAUGUGUCUAUAUAACAUGCCUGAAGUCACAGAGUCAUUUGGAGAGCAGAAGUGUGGAAAUGGAUAUGUGGAAGAAGGAGAACAGUGUGAUUGCGGUGAACCAGAUGAAUGUACAAACCCCUGCUGUAAUGCCAGCCUGUGCAUGCUGAAGCCUGGAGCCGUAUGUGCACAUGGUCUUUGUUGUGAAGAAUGCAAGCUCAAGCCAGCCGGAACUCCAUGCAGGGAUGCAAGUAAUUUUUGUGAUCUGCCGGAGUUCUGCUCUGGAACCAGUGCUCACUGCCCAGCUAAUGUUUAUCUACAUGAUGGCCACCCAUGCUUCAAGAUAGAUGGAUACUGCUAUAACGGCAUGUGCCAAACCCACGAGCAACAGUGCAUUACACUUUGGGGCCAAGGAGCCAAACCUGCCCCAGGGAUCUGCUUUGAGAGAGUCAACUCAGCGGGGGAUCCCUAUGGAAACUGUGGGAAGGAUUCCACCGGAUCUUUCAGCAAGUGUGAGAACAGAGAUGCCAAAUGUGGGAAAAUUCAGUGUCAAGGAGGAGCAAACCGCCCUGUAAUUGGCACGAAUGCCGUUUCCAUCGAAACCAAUAUUCCGCUGCAAGAAGGCCGUCGCAUCCUCUGCCGUGGGACGCAUGUUUAUCUGGGGGAUGACUUGCCGGACCCGGGGCUUGUCCUGGCUGGCACCAAAUGUGAAGAAGGAAAAAUAUGCCUGAACCGGAAGUGUCAAAACAUCACUAUAUUUGGCGUCCACGACUGUGCGAUGAAAUGCCACGGGCACGGAGUUUGCAAUAAUAAAAAGAACUGCCAUUGUGAAGCUGAAUGGGCACCACCAUUUUGUGACAAGCAUGGCUUUGGUGGGAGUGUGGACAGUGGACCAGUCAGACAGCAUGAUAACAGAAGUUUGAUCACGGGGAUGAUAGUGACAGUUGGGUGCAUUUUCCUUGCUGCUUUCAUUGUGUACCUCAAGAGGAAGACGUUGUUCAAAUGGCUUUAUUCUAAUAAGAAGACUACUAUUGAAAAAUUAAGGUCUGUGAGACCAACGAGAGGUGGGAGCUCAAAUGAGCCUAAUGAAGAGUAUUGCGCAGCACUUUCCAAGCAUGUCCUCAGCAAACCCACAUGUCUGCCAAAGGAGGAAUGUUCAAUACAAUACAAUACUAGACUGCCCCGCUGUCACCCUAUCGACAUUAGCCACCCAAUAAGGAUACUUGAAUUACCUCAGCACAGCCUUCCAAGAAAAGUCCAAGUGCCACGUCACAGUCUUCCGUUCCAACAAACAGUUCCAGCUCGGCCACUUCCAGCAAAGCCUUCUGUUAGAUGUUUACAGGGUUCCUGUAUACCAAGCCCUCCACAAAAGCCGCUGCCAGCCGUUCCUUUCAAUAAAACUUCCCAAUCCGAUAGUGCCUUAAGCACAAUGUCUGAACAUCAAGAGCACGUGCCUCGGAUCACUCCUGUGAGGCCAGCACCCAGGUGUCCCCCUCAGCUGCCAGGGCCCAUCAAGCCACCUCAGCGCAAGUGAGAAGAAGAGACAAUUCCGUGACGUUUGCACUAUGCUCUGAUUCCCGUUGGAGCUUGUUUACCGAAACAUCACUUUUUUUUAAAUGAAUCUUUAACAAAGAAGAAAAAUGUUAAAUCUGAUUAUAUUUGAAAGGACUGAGCGGUUGCGUUUGGUGCUACGCUUUCUAGCGGUGCUCUCUGUGUUUGCUCAGGUGCUCGUAAGUUAUUAAUUUAUGGUGACUAUUUAGUACAGUGCAGUGCGUUGUAUUUCAUGUAUUUAACCAAAGAUUCCGUUACAGAAAAAAAAAGGGAAAUAUUUUUAUAGUUUUUAAUACACUUGAAACCUGUUGCUUUAUAGCAUACGGAAUGGAACGGAAGUUUUGCCGUCGCUCUUUUAUGGAAUGUUUAAAGCGAUUGGCCGACAAUGUUGAAUCAGCCCCAUCGCCUUAAAGUUGUAGUGCGUUGUUUCCUGCAAGUAUUUAAUCCAUGGUGCCUUUUGUUAUUUACUGUAUAUUGAACGGGACAGUAUAAUCACAGACAUGUACAGUUCAAUACAAUAUCCUUCAAUAGAUCGUUACUGCUGCACAGGAUCGUGUGGGAGCCAACGCUAUGAAUGCAUUCAUCAAAAAGGGAAUAUGCUUAUCCCCCCCCCCGGCCCAAGUCAUAGUAAAUCACUGCCUAACUUGCAAUAAUGUGAUAUUGAUAUUCGCUUAUGUUCAAUAAUGUCACUUGUCUUAUGAACGAGCCUAGAGAGGGGCCUAGAGAUCUAACGUUUACAAACUAUGGUGCUAAACUAAGGUUGCUUUAUAUACCGCACACUGGAGCGACCAAUGUGAUUUUACUUCUAAUAAGUGUUAUUAGCUUCAUGGAAAAAUAUAUGGCUUGUAUAGCAGAAUCAGCAGCAUACCAAAACGGGGUAUCGGGCUUGGAGGGCACAUGAUUAAGUGUCUUGGCGGCCCCUGUGGAGUGCCCCAUACCCCUUUUUUGUAUGCUGCUGGUUUUUCCCCUCCCUAAGCUGAGGGUCUGGGGCUGGUGCACCUGGAACACCUGUUCUACGUGGUGAAUGAUCAACAUAAGUUGUGUCCUGUGGCCCCCUUUUUGGUGCUUUAAUUGUAUAGUGCAAUAACUAUCAUGUCCAGACUGGUGGUAAUUCCAGGGUUCUUUGGAGUCCAUGCUGGACGGAUGCAUUGGUGCUCAACGCAAGGUGCUAGGAGCAUGUAUGGCCGCAUGUAUCCUUUGUAAAAACUUUAAAUGCAUGCUCAAUUGUGCAUCCAGGCCAAUAUGGCAUCAUCAUUGUGCACUCUAGGGGUGGGCCAAGCUAAUCAGGUGCCCUAGUCAACCCCGACCGGCCACCUCGCUCCCCACCAUGCAAUCGAGCGAACAUGCGCUCAUACACACAGCAAUGACACAUGCAGAAGGAGGUACCUGCCUAGCGCCUCCCUCAUUGUUGUGUCCUAGGAAAGUGCCUCUUCUGCCUUCCCCUAGUUCCGGCCCUGGUGCAAUUUUUGGGAUUCACUUACUAACAUUGGGCAAUUAAGCACUGCAUCGCGGCAGUAGCCCAUAACAACCCAUCAGCGAUAUGCUGCAGAAAACUGCAAUCAAAAAUGCGACUGGCUGCCAUAGGUUGCAUCAAUACCAGACAAAUAUGCCCACUGUUACUAAAUCAGUCUAGAGAACCCAUCAGAGAAAAGUAGAAACCCAGAGAAAUGUAGACUAUUUACCACCUCUUAUGCUGUCAUGAAGUUCAGUACUCAAUAGAUGUUACUAAAGCCUGCACAUUUUAUUUUUGCUUCAGCCCAGCAUGGAAAAGUAUUUAGUAGAAUUGCUGAAGAAUUUCCUAGCAUAUUAUAAGCACAAAGCCAUUCUCUGCAGAUUUGCAUUUAAACAGGAGCGGCUCUAUUGAUUGCCUGAGUACAGGUACGCUGAGCUACUUCCCCAGCAAUCUUUACCUUAAAUGAACUCGAUUAGUAUCUUAUUUAAAGGGAUCCUGUCAUCGGAAAACAUGGGUUUUUUCGAAACGCAUCAGUUAAUAGUGCUGCUCCAGCAGAAUUCUGCACUG
Xenopus laevis (African clawed frog) is the source of this 5039-nucleotide messenger RNA. RefSeq names its product ADAM metallopeptidase domain 12 L homeolog (gene adam12.L). NCBI's taxonomy places the organism in Eukaryota, Metazoa, Chordata, Amphibia, Anura, Pipidae. The coding region runs from base 195 to 3002 and encodes 935 amino acids. Gene Ontology annotation, molecular function: metalloendopeptidase activity; metallopeptidase activity. Gene Ontology annotation, biological process: proteolysis. The record is from RefSeq and is a predicted model, not a curated record. The transcript is spliced from 23 exons. Gene Ontology annotation, cellular component: membrane.